AUGGCCUUUGGUUUCCCCAAGCAUUUCAAUAUCCUCGCAACCUUAGAAACUAUAACACCAACUCUAAACCAACGCAACCUCCUCAAGUCCUUGACAUGUCUUGCCCGCUUCACAACCCACACAGAGGCCUCCGAGUUUUACUCUUCUCUCAUUCAACAUUGCACGCACACAAAGUCCCUAAGAGGCUUAGGAAUAGUUCAGACCCAUAUGACCAAAACCAGUUGCAUACAACUCUACAUAGCCAAUACGCUCAUUGAUGGGUAUUUGAAAUGUGGUAGCUUAAGCAAUGCACGUAAGGUGUUUGAUAAAUUGCGUCAGAGACAUGUAGUCAUUUGGAAUGCGAUGAUUUCUGCCUACAUUGGGCGCAAGAAGAGUAAGGAGGCUAUUGGGUUGUAUGGGAAGAUGAUGUUUGAUGGAGUUUUGCCUGAUGAGUACACGUUUUCGAGUGUUUUCAAGGCUUUUUCGGGUCUGGGUUUGGUGCAUGAAGGGCGGCGGGCACAUGGGUUGUCAGUGGUUUUGGGUCUGGAGGUGGCAAAUGUGUUUGUUGGUAGUGCUAUUGUUGAUAUGUAUGCAAAGUUUGGUAGGUUGGGGGAUGCAAGGUUGGUGGCGAAUCGUGUUGGGGAGAAAGAUGUUGUUUUGUUUACAGCGUUGAUUGUUGGUUACUCUCAGCAUGGUGAUGAUGGUGAGGCUCUUGAGGUUUUUGUGGACAUGAUUAAUCAUGGAGUUAAGGCUAAUGAGUAUACUUUCGCUAGCAUCUUGAUAACUUGUGGGAACUUGGAGGAUUUAAAUAAUGGUAAGUUGGUCCAUGGUCUUGUUGUCAAAUCUGGUUGUGAAGCUGCAGUGGCGUCACAGACUUCACUUCUGACAAUGUAUGCUAGGUGUGGAUUGGUUGAUGAUUCUCUGAGGAUAUUUAAAAGGAUUCAGCAUCCUACCCUAGUAACUUGGACAUCUCUUAUCGUGGCUCUUGUUCGAAAUGGUAGAGAAGAGUUGGCUUUGACAAAGUUUAGGGAGAUGAUUCGUGAUUCAGUUGUACCGAAUUCUUUCACUUUAUCUAGUGUUAUUCAGGCAUGCUCAAACCUUGCUAUGCUGGAUGAAGGGCAGCAAAUUCAUGCCACUGUCACAAAAUUUGGAUUGGAUAGACACAUAUAUGCUGGUGCUGCUCUCAUUAUCUUGUAUGGGAAAUGCGGAAAUACAGAGAUGGCAAGGUCAGUUUUUGAUGACUUGAUUGAAACUGAUUUGGUAUCCAUGAAUUCCAUGAUAUAUAGUUACGCGCAGAGUGGAUUUGGACAUCAAGCACUUAAACUCUUUGAUGGGAUGAAAGACUUGGGACUUGAACCAAACGAUGUAACAAUUUUGAGUGUUCUCUUGGCAUGCAAGAACUCAGGAAUGGUCCCACAAGGCUGCAAAAUUUUUUCUACCAUUAGGAAUAAUCACAUUAUUGAGUUGACAAGGGAUCACUAUGCUUGUAUGGUUGAAUUGCUGGGGCGUGCUGGGAGACUGGAAGAUGCUGAAAUAUUGAUAAAAGAAGUAAAAAAUCCAGAUUUAGUAGUAUGGAGGGCACUGUUAGGUGCAUGUAAGCUUCAUGGACAUGUUGAGAUGGCAGAAAGAGCUCUACGUAAAGUGCUUGAAUUCUCUGCAGGAGACGGAGGAUCUCGUGUCCUGUUAACAAAUCUUUAUGCUUCAACUGGCAAUUGGAAUCAAGUUAUUGAUAUGAAAAGUACAAUGAGGGAAAUGCAAUUCAAGAAGAACCCAGCAAUGAGUUGGGUUGAUGUUGACAGGGAGGUUCACAUUUUCAUGGCUGGAGAUUUGUCCCAUCCAAGAUCUGGAGAGAUAACUGAAACCUUAGAGAAAUUGUUUGAGGAGGUGCAAAUAUUGGGUUAUGUUCCUGACACAAGAUUUGUGUUACAGGAUUUGGACGAGGAUAAGAAGAAGAGGUCUUUGUACUAUCACAGCGAAAAGCUAGCCAUUGCCUUUGCUCUAUUAAGGAGUAGUAAAAAGAAUACCAUUAUCAGGAUUUUCAAGAACCUUAAAGUUUGUGGGGACUGUCAUUCCUGGAUAAAAUUUGUCACCAAAGUUACUGGGAGAGAGAUAAUUGCUCGAGAUGCCAAAAGAUUUCAUCAUUUUAAGGAUAGUUGUUGUUCCUGUGGAGACUAUUGGUGA
Messenger RNA from Fragaria vesca subsp. vesca, 2160 nucleotides. RefSeq names its product pentatricopeptide repeat-containing protein At5g65570-like. Gene Ontology annotation, biological process: RNA modification. The transcript has a single exon. Gene Ontology annotation, molecular function: zinc ion binding; protein binding; RNA binding. The record is from RefSeq and is a predicted model, not a curated record. Bases 1 to 2160 code for a protein of 719 amino acids. Lineage: Eukaryota; Viridiplantae; Streptophyta; Magnoliopsida; Rosales; Rosaceae.